Messenger RNA from Oppia nitens, 2146 nucleotides. Its product is annotated as protein sneaky-like. The coding region runs from base 197 to 2146 and encodes 649 amino acids. NCBI's taxonomy places the organism in Eukaryota, Metazoa, Arthropoda, Arachnida, Sarcoptiformes, Oppiidae. The record is from RefSeq and is a predicted model, not a curated record. Gene Ontology annotation, cellular component: membrane. The transcript is spliced from 4 exons.
GAAACCACAAUACUAUUUGAAUGUUGUGUUCAACAAAAUUGAACAUCAAUUCAGAGUAAACUGUCCGCUGAUUUAUAAUAUAUGUUUUACAUACAAGUAUCCAGUUAUUAGACAACUACUAUGUUUGCCGAUUGGAUUUUUAAUUGGUUACUUGUUUUACGUUUAUGUUGUUUACCGGUUUGAUAUUGACAUCAAAAUGGAAAAAGUAAUCCGCUAUUUGAUUGUCUCGUUGGUCACCAUUAUGUUUACCGUUUCGGUCGAAAUGCGGGCCAUUUGUUGUCUACUAUUGCCAUCAUUUUCAGGCAGAAGUGGUCGAAAUUAUUUGAUAUUUGUAAUAUUGAUUACAUUGUUUGAUGUCCCGGUGCGCAAUGCUAUUGAAAAUACAGCAGAGUUAGCCCAAUGGAGCUAUUGUUCGCUGAAGACAGGUCUGGAACAGGCAAUGGUUGGCCAACAGUUGAUUAGCGAACCGGCAAAAACUAUUAUUCAAAAUUAUAUCGAUCAACAAAUUAGUGAUCAAAUACAACAACACACCGAUAAAAAAAUUAAAAACAAACAGUUAGACAAAUUGGACAACAAUUUUGGACGACUUUACGCCAAUCAUAGACAAAGAAUAGAGAAACGAUUAAAUGACACCAAAGAUAACAUAAACGAUAAGGACAGUCAUCCUAAAAGUAAAGAUAAUGACAGUAAAAAUGGCACUCAUUUGGAUGAAUUCAAAGACAAAAUGAAUGAAAUGUGUGAAAAUAAUUUGAGAGAUAAAUUCAAUGAUUGUUAUAAUACUUUUAAAUUUGGUUUCUGGAUGCGUAUUGUUGCUUAUGGGGCUCAAACGUUUACCAGCCUGGAUGAAAAGGCCAACAAAUUUUGUCAGGAAAAAAUUUUGAAACCAAUGUAUAAUAAAACAUGUACCAAACAUCAAAAUCUAACGGUGCCCGACAAAGAUAUGAAUGAAAUGAACAAUAUGUCAGACAUGAUAUCUAUGCUGAGAAACACUAUAACUAUUGACCAUAAGUUUGAAACGAUAAACAUUACGGAAUUAUUGAAAAUGAAAGGUGUCGUCCAACAGAUCAACUAUUAUCGCAAAACAAGUGUCUAUUACAGCAAACUGGCCGGUCGUAUAGCCAGACAUCUGGUCUUAUUUGUAUUUCUAUGGAUAUUCAUCAGUGCCAAGUCAUACCAUUAUAGCUAUCUGAAGAAAAUCCAAUUUGACAAUUGCUAUAUUACCGGCUAUUUUAGGCGAAUCGAUGCCAGACGUAAAAAAGCGAACAAACUAUCAUUACUUCCAUUAAAACUCUUUGAGCGCAAAGAACUAUUAGAUCCAUACAGUCCUCAGUUAUCGCCGUUCGAGAAGAAACACUUCAAAUGCAGUACAAUAUGUUUAAUCAUAUUUUUCAUUUGCAUUGUAAUUAUCUUAACAAUGGACUCAAUUAUCUAUGAUAUAAGCCAAUUGAUUAGUAAAGAAUUGGGACAGAUAUGGGUGACACAGUCGGGGCAUCACUCGAUGGACCCGAACGUAACCGGCUGGAGGGGCAUCAACUCGGGUUAUAUGCCGACAAUUAUGAAACACAAUCUAAAUAUUUAUAAAUUUAGAUUUGAAUUCAACAGUUAUGUAACAACAAACAGCUAUUGUUCAAUGAAGAUCCAGAAAAUCAAUGACAAAGUCAUUGCCGAUAUCUACCGUUUCUUUGUAUUGGUUUGUCUGUUAAACUAUUUGGAUAUGUAUUUAUUGCGAUUGCGGCGACUCAUAUGCGGCUACUUUUAUCCUAUUAGAGCCAAAAAGCGGACAUUAUUUCUCUAUAAUGAGACACUUAAACAUCGAAAAGGAUUAUUAAAAUAUUCUGUACAACGGGUCCGCCAAAUGGUUGCCGACAAACUGUUUGACUAUUCAAAAGGUCAGCUUCCAAGUGGUGCCUACUUUUACGGCUAUUUAAAUGACAGAAACUGUCCGUUUUUGGUCAAAUGCCUGCAGAAGUUGAUAUCAUUUUUAUCCACUAAAAAAUGUAUUGUUUGCGAUGAAAAACUCAAGACAAGCGCCGAUUAUGUCAAAUGUCCCGAAACUAAGUGUGGUCUUUAUUAUUGUCUUCAAUGUUGGACAGUUGAGUGUAACAAACAGUGUCUUGUUUGUCAUCCAAGUCCUUAUUUAGACUAA